Messenger RNA from Syzygium oleosum, 1221 nucleotides. RefSeq names its product trihelix transcription factor ENAP2-like. The record is from RefSeq and is a predicted model, not a curated record. Bases 1 to 918 code for a protein of 305 amino acids. Gene Ontology annotation, cellular component: nucleus. The transcript is spliced from 2 exons. Lineage: Eukaryota; Viridiplantae; Streptophyta; Magnoliopsida; Myrtales; Myrtaceae. Gene Ontology annotation, molecular function: transcription cis-regulatory region binding.
AUGGAGCCCCCCAGCGGGACUCCCCCGCCGCCGCCGGCCCACCGCCCCUCCUCCGCCUCCGCCGCCGCCGCCGCCGCGGUCCCCCCGCUCCGCGAGGACUGCUGGAGCGAGGACUCCACCUUCGCCCUCAUCCACGCCUGGGGCGACCGCUUCCUCGCCCUCGACCGCGGCAACUUCUCCCAGCAGGACUGGCAGGACGUCGCCCACUCCGUCAACUCCCGCCCCUCCCCCUCCUCCGGCGAGGCCCGCCGCACGGGCGCCCAGUGCAAGAACCGCAUCGACACGCUCAAGAAGAAGUUCAAGCUCGAGAAGGCUAGGGUUUCGGAUCCCCGCGGCGGCGGCUACCUCAGCCCCUGGCCCUUCUUCGCCGACCUCGACGCCCUGAUCGGAUCCAACUUCCCGCCGCCGAGGAAGCCCCCCUCCCGGUCCCCGACGCCCCCGCUGGCGCCCCGAUCGAGGCCGAGGCCGAGGUCGAAGCGAGGGGCGGCCCCUCGGCCGGCCCGGAGCGUGCUGCCGCCGGCGGUGACCGUGCCGGUGCGCCCCCGGAGCCACAACCGGACGAAGCGCGCGCCGGCGAGGUCCCCCGCCGGCGGAUCGUGUCUCCGGCCCGCCUUCUCGGCGGCGGAGGAGGAAUCGGGGCGCUUCGGCUCGAGGACGAAACCGAGGUCCGGCGAGGGGAGCGCGGCGAGGAGAGAGAGAGGGUACGCGGAGUUAGCCGAGGCGAUAGAGAGGCUGGGGCAGAUAUACGAGAGAGUGGAGAGGAAGAAGGCGAGGGAGAUGAUAGAGCUGGAGAAGCAGCGGAUGCAGUUCGCCAAGGACUUGGAGCAGCAGAGGAUGCGGUGGUUCUUGGAGACGCAGAUUCACCUCCAAAAGAUCAAGAAACUGAAGCAGAGUCCAAUCGACGAGAGUUACUUGUAGAUGGUCAUGUCUGGGAAGAGCCUGCAAGUCCCGGCUUCAAACUUGGUAUCGCAUUUCCUACCUGCGAAAAUGUUCCGGUUGUCUCUUAAGUGACAGUUAUCAGAAGGUACACUCUUCGACGAAGCUCGGGAAGAAGUUUGGUUGCUUUUGUAUUUUAAUGGUUAGGUGAGAGUUAGUUUAAUGUUUCUCUGUGGGCAAGAAGCACUAGAAUUUACAGAUAUAGGUUGGAUUGACCGUGUUAAUAUUAUAUCUCAGAUGUAAAAUUUCUCCUUUUCCUUGAGAAGCUUUCACAGGACUUCCAUA